CAUCUAGAACAAAAAUUAAUUAAUUCAAGAUUCCAAAAACUUAACACUAUUUAUCUUGUCUCCAUUGAUCUCUCUUACUUAUAAUAACUCUCAACUCCAAGAAAGUCCCACCAAUAUUUCUUCUUUCUAAGUUUUCUUUCAUCUUUCAACAACUACCAAUAUGUCUUCUUUGUUGACUUCUCAAGGUGUUGUAUUUGCCACAGCCAUGGCUGUUUCUGGUACCAUGAUCCUUUUAGCUACCCUUCGUCUUCAAAAAUCUCAAGAAUUUUCCUUUAAUCCAAUUCUUCAUCAUCAUCCUCGAUCUUGCAUCUCCACAGAUGGAAAGAAGAAGGAGAAAAAGAAGAAGAAAGUGAAAUUUGCAGAAGAUGUUGUGGAGCCAAGUGGGAAUAGUGAAGAAUAUAGAAAGCUUCAUCAUUUUAAUAAUAAUAAAUUCCACCAUGGAAAUGCUUCUUCUUGUUCUUCAAAUUUGGAUUCAAAUGAAUUAAAGAAGAGUAGGAAAGUGCAAGAAAUACCAGCCAAUAGGAUGGCCCUCUACAAUGGUAUGCUCAAGGGUCGGGUCAUCAACCGGGUCACUUAUUCCUAUUGAAUAUGGAUUCGGGUCUACAAUUAGUAUUACCAAAAUCUUCUUUUCUCUAACUUUUUGAUUAAUGUACAAAUUAGUAGAAAAUUAGAGUCACACCAAAAGAUAAAGAAAAAUUAUUAUAUCCUCCUAAGGUAUAGAUAAAGUAUGUGUAUAUUUUAUCCUCCUCAGAUCCCACUUUAUGGAAUACAUAGUGUAUGUUGUUGCUAUUGUCGAGGAUUAAAACAAAAAGAGGAGGAUGAGUGGUAGUACAUGUGCUCACAUGUGAGAGUAGUUUUAAUUAGGAUUUCUUUUUCUUUUCUUUUUUUGAGGAUUUUAUGUAAUUUUGAUGUGUAGUGUGGGCAAAAUUUGCAAUAGGGUGGCAUCUUUUACAUGUAUUUAAUUUGUAUAGGAGGUGGUUUUUGAAUACAUGAAAGGUGUGAAUUAUGACCAGACUUGGUCAAACCAAGUGGGUUGAUCCAUUGUAUAUUAAUUGAAGUUGCUUCAAGUGGAAAGGGUUUGGUAAA
Molecule: messenger RNA, 1086 nt
Organism: Lycium ferocissimum
Lineage: Eukaryota; Viridiplantae; Streptophyta; Magnoliopsida; Solanales; Solanaceae
Exons: 2
Coding region: 161-586 (141 amino acids)
Source: RefSeq, a predicted model, not a curated record